Molecule: messenger RNA, 2940 nt
Organism: Giardia duodenalis
Lineage: Eukaryota; Fornicata; Diplomonadida; Hexamitidae
Product: Kinesin-1
Exons: 1
Coding region: 1-2940 (979 amino acids)
Biological process (GO): microtubule-based movement
Molecular function (GO): ATP binding; microtubule motor activity; microtubule binding
Source: RefSeq, a predicted model, not a curated record
AUGGCUGCGACCCCUGGUCACUUGACCAAAGACACCAAGACCCCGAACAAACCCGGUAACAUAGAAAGUGUCAAGGUUUUUUGCAGAUUCCGUCCCUUCAAUGAGAAAUUCGAGCCUAUUUCAAACCCCUGUGUAGAAUUCCAAGGAGACCAGCAAGUGAACUUCACGGGACUGGACUCCACCAAGACCUUUAUGUUCAAUAGGGUUUUCCAGUGCGACACAACACAAGAGACGGUCUUCGACGUCUCUGCCCGUCACGUGUUGACUCAAUUUCUUGCCGGGUGUAAUGGAACUAUUUUUUGCUAUGGUCAGACAGGCGCAGGUAAAUCUUACACAAUGACAGGUCCAAGUAUAGAUUCGUUUACUGAUAAGGGGCUGAUGCCUCGGGUUUUCAACUACCUAUUUGACCAGUUGUCUGCUGAAUCGCAGCAAGAGAUCUUCACACACGUUGUCAAGUGUAGCUUUUUCGAGAUAUAUAUGGAACGGAUUCGCGAUCUGCUCGCCGAGGAGCCAGGCCCGCAAUCUCCGGCAACACCGUUUACCCAGCCAAGCUUUGUGCUUCCAUCUUCCAUAAGCUAUGGUGGAAACGUUAAUGCGAAUCUCCCAGUAGGCCCAUCCAAUCUCCAAAUUAGGGAAAGCAAGGAAAAAGGCGUGUAUGUGGAAAAUCUCACCGCGUAUCGGGUCGAUUCUGCGACAGAGUUGUUGCAAUAUCUGAAGAAGGGCAAUGCUAAUCGCGUCACAGCCGCAACAAACAUGAACGACACGUCAUCACGCUCUCACUCGGUGCUAAAUAUUUUCUUGGAAACCGAGGACAGGCUCUCUGGGGCUAAGCGAAGGUCACAGCUGUAUCUUAUUGAUCUUGCAGGAAGCGAAAAGGCGUCGAAGACUGGUGCUGAAGGGAUACGCUUGGAUGAGGCACGUCUAAUUAAUCUGAGUCUGUCUACUCUGGGGAAUGUGAUCAGUGCUCUUUCAGAGGGUAGGUCUAAACACGUUCCUUAUAGAGAUUCUAAGCUAACUAGGAUACUGCAGGACUCUCUUGGCGGCACCUCAUCGACAUCGCUUAUAAUAUGCUGCAGCCCCUCAAAGUACAACGAAAUAGAAACUCUGUCCACUCUACGCUUCGGAGAACGGGCCAAGAACGUUAAGAACAAAAUAGCAAUGAAUCAGGAGUUCGGACUGAAGCAGCUCAAGGCCAUGCUUGAAAAAGCCAACGCAGAGAUUGCAAGACUCAACAGUGUAAUCGCCAACAUGGUUGAGGCCUCCCAUAUGGUCACGGAAAGCAUUAUGGAGCGCAGCAUAUUAGAGAAGAGUGUAGUUGGAGAUGGAGCCCCAUCUGUUGCAGGCAUGCUCGUGUCUAGGACGACUACCUUACCCUUGACAAAUGAUGAGACACCCGCAAAAGAGGAUAGUGCUGGAGAUAGGGGAGGGUUUUCAUCUUAUGAAGCUAAGGCAGCCGUAGAGAUUACACAUGCUAAUGAGCUCAACAGAAUAAUACUUACUAUGACGAGCUUGGAUGAGUUACGUAACAUAGUUAUAGAAACAAAUCAAAAGUAUGUCAAAACCCUCGGUGAAAGCCUUCAAGCCAUCAAUCAGAUGUAUGUUGUGCGAGAGGAAAGAAACUCCCUUCGCUCUGAGCUGAAAGAGCAAGCUGCGGAAAUAGAUCACCUUAAGGGGGUGAUUUCCGACACAAAAGCAGAGCUAGACUUUGGAGAGCAAAAGUAUAACGAGCUCAGGGCACAGUAUGAUUCGCUCGCCAUUUCUUUGGAGAGCCUAAAUAUAGAGAAGGCAGACAUCUUGCGCAAGCUCCAAGUUUCGGAAGAGAAGUGCAAGGCGCUGGGGGAGGCAGUAGAGACGGCAAAUGCUAGCAUCGCAGAGGCAGCCUUGAGCAUGGUCCAGCCUACACCUUCCAUAGUGGUCUCUAGCCCUCGCUUGUCUCUCCCCUAUCAAGUUGGAGAUGUAGGUGGGGUGGAGGUGGACUCUGGCAAUAUAAAAUCAGCGAUGAAGUCGGCAAAAACUAAGCUAGGGCAGCAUAACUCAGUAAUGUUUGACGAAACAAUCUUCUCUCAAGAUGAGGACAGCAUCAGUCUGGGGGAGUCAGGCUCGGUCCAAGUCACUUCGCACAACCUCAAAAACAUUCUUUCAAAAGAUAACGUUUCCAAUGAAGAUAAAAUUCGCUACUAUCAGCUUCUUAGAAACGAGCUCAUUAACAAGCAGACUCAGGUGCAGAAGCUAGUGAAGGCUCUGGCAUCUAAUGCCUUCACCAUAGUAGAGGCAGAGCUCCAGGCAGCAACCAUGGAGGAGAGGAUCUCUGCUCUUUGCAAUAAUGCAAAAAUCCUGAAGCAGUACAAAUAUCUUGACAAGACUGUCAAGCUACAAGCAGCAGACCUUUUGCACAUGGCCGAGAAGGUCACGGAACUAGAACUGAGUAACAAGUUAGCAUCCGCUGAGAUAGCUGAACUAAAGACCAACAACACUUAUCUACUGGACCAGUUGACGAAUACCCGUACAAGCGUUAAUAGGAUUAUUAAGUAUAAGGAUGACAUGAUUAACAUACUCCGAGGAAAGAUAGAGGCACAAAACAACAUAUUGGAUGGCCUGGGUGAGAAUCCGUCUGUUGCUGGGAAUAGGGUAUCGUUAUAUUCUGUCACCAGAAAGGGAACGAUUUUAGCCAAUGGAGAACUCUUCACUAAGCAAAAGCACGAAGAGUGUGACUCGGGCCUCGGCUUCAUAGACUGUAACGGCCAGUACACUAUUGCACAAGGUUUUCAGUACUUUAAGACAAUGCCAUACAGCAAUGACGGACCUGAGCUGUCCUUACCAGAAAUACACGGCCUAUCUGUUUUAUUACCAGGUGAGAUGAAGCCAGUACUAACAGUGGGCUCCUCUAGGUUCGCUAACCCUUCGCUAAUAUGUCGGAAGGGUCGCUACUCCUCAAAGUAA